This is a messenger RNA of Colletotrichum gloeosporioides, 603 nucleotides long. RefSeq lists its product as uncharacterized. The record is from RefSeq and is a predicted model, not a curated record. Lineage: Eukaryota; Fungi; Ascomycota; Sordariomycetes; Glomerellales; Glomerellaceae. The coding region runs from base 1 to 603 and encodes 200 amino acids. The transcript has 2 exons.
AUGUGCAACCUCAAAGGCCUCGUUGUCAUCGCCGUCUUGGCUAUCACAGUCACAAUCACUGCUGCUGCUGCGAUAAGGCCCAGCAUUCAGCAGUCGGUCGAGACAGUCGUUGACAUCGUCACUGCCACCACCACUGUUCAGCCUCCUGCAACUCCCUCUAUCAAAUGCGAUCACCAGUGGUGCCAGGAUGGAGCUUCCAUGUGCGCCUACUGGGCUGGAGUUACAGGUUUUGACCCUUCUCGAGGCCCUAUUCCAGGAGAGACUGUCACUAACCUCGGUCCUUGCGCCAUUCCUACGGCCACCGCCGCCCAAGACAUUCUGCCGCGCAAGGUUGAGACCAACGAGAUGCUCAUCACUCCUGCCCCCACACUCGCUGUGGACUGCAGCUACAAGUUCUGCCAGGACAACACCUCCUACUGCAUGUAUUGGGCUGGCGUUACCGGUUGGGAUGUCUCACUUGGUGCGAUCCCUGGAAUGCAGCGUACCUCUCUUGGAAAAUGUGAAGCUCCUACUUCGACCUCUGUCAAUGAGUCUGGCAACAACCUCCCAAUACAGAGUGCUACUGUCAAUUCUAUCAAGGCCAGAGGCGCACUUUCCUUUUAG